Tachysurus vachellii is the source of this 1403-nucleotide messenger RNA. RefSeq names its product aspartylglucosaminidase (gene aga). The transcript is spliced from 9 exons. Gene Ontology annotation, cellular component: lysosome. Gene Ontology annotation, molecular function: N4-(beta-N-acetylglucosaminyl)-L-asparaginase activity. NCBI's taxonomy places the organism in Eukaryota, Metazoa, Chordata, Actinopteri, Siluriformes, Bagridae. The record is from RefSeq and is a predicted model, not a curated record. Gene Ontology annotation, biological process: protein deglycosylation. Bases 168 to 1256 code for a protein of 362 amino acids.
AGUAAACACGGAAGUAAACCGUUACUGGCGACGCUUUCAACAUAUUUGAACUAUCACAAGAAACUGAUUUUUAUUCUUAUUUUUAUUUUUAUUUUUCCUGAUAUUUUAUUACGUGAUUUAUUUUAACAUAUAAUUUAGGCUUGUGUUCCAAACCGUAUAGGAGCUUAAUGAGAAAAACAGCUUGUAGUGUUUUAACUCUGGGGUUCAUUAUGAUUCGGUUCAUCAUGAUUCGGUUCAUCAUGAUUCGGUUCAUCCCGAUCACCUCAUUCGCUCUGUGUCUCUCUCCAAACGAGGCGAAUUUACCGCUUGUUAUAAACACCUGGGGCUUUGAGAAGGCCACUUUAACAGCAUGGCGCUCCCUGCAGUCAGGUUCGUCUCCUCUGGACGCUGUACAGAGUGGAUGCUCUGCGUGUGAGGAGGAUCAGUGUGACGGCAGUGUGGGUUUCGGUGGACAUCCUGAUGAGACAGGAGAGACCACACUGGAUGCCCUCAUCAUGAACGGUGAUACGAUGGAGGUGGGAGCGGUGGGAGGUCUGAGGAGGGUGAAGAACGCAGUGGGCGUGGCUAGAGCUGUGAUGGAGCACACGCUACACACUCUGAUAGUGGGAGAAUCAGCAUCAGUGUUCGCUCAGGACAUGGGCUUCAGAUCUGAAAGUCUGUCCACUAACGAGUCCAUGCAAACUUUCUCCGAGUGGCUGAAUCAGAAAUGCCAACCCAACUACAGGAGGAGUGUUUUUCCGGAUCCUGCCGUGUCGUGUGGGCCGUAUAAACCCCGAGCUGAAGCGAAGCCGAGGCAGAAGCGUGGAUUAGUUACCCUCAGCUCCCACGAUACCAUCGGAAUGAUUGUGAUUGGACAGAGCGGUCAGGUGGUUGCUGCAACAUCUACCAACGGAGCGUCUCAUAAAGUUCCAGGCCGUGUCGGUGAUUCGCCGAUCGCAGGCGCCGGGGCGUACGCAGACAGCUCAGUAGGGGGCGCUGCAGCCACAGGGGACGGUGACAUCAUGAUGCGUUUCCUACCAAGUUUUUUAGCGGUGGAGUUGAUGAGGUCAGGAGCCACGCCCACCGCCGCCUGCAAUAGCGCCAUCUACAGGAUCAAAAAGCAUUACCCAGAAGUCUUUGGGGCGAUCAUCUGUGCCAACAGUACAGGCGGAUUCGGUGCAGCGUGUAAUAAAAUCUCAGGCUUCCUGCAGUUUCCCUUCACAGUCUUUAAUCCCCAGAGCAACAAACCGCAACUGUACAAAGUCGACUGUGUGUAACACACACACACACACACACGCGCACGCAAGCACACACACACCACUCCUCUGUAACACUGAAUGUAUUUAAUGUAUGUAAUUAUUUACAUUUGAAAAAAGAAAUCAAGAUUUUUUGCCAACAAAUUUAAAUAAACUUUAUAAUAGUGA